Molecule: messenger RNA, 1359 nt
Organism: Megachile rotundata (alfalfa leafcutting bee)
Lineage: Eukaryota; Metazoa; Arthropoda; Insecta; Hymenoptera; Megachilidae
Product: protein YIPF1
Biological process (GO): vesicle-mediated transport
Cellular component (GO): membrane; Golgi apparatus
Molecular function (GO): small GTPase binding
Source: RefSeq, a predicted model, not a curated record
ACUAUUGUCGAAUAAAUCGGAAAAGUACACACUGAAAUUACAACUGUAGAUAAGGAGGGAUUCUAGAACUACCAUAUCGAUUGCCUAAAAUCUCGAGUAUUCUCUGUUUCUCUAGUCAUCGGUUCAGAUCGUUGGAUGCGAAUUCUUAUACGGUGACUGUCUAUUUCAUAUUUUGUCUAUGAUGAUAUUUUGAGACGUGGAUAUGUUGUACUUGUCAAACGGGCAGUAAAAAGUGAAAAUAAAUAUGGAUGGAAAUCAAACAAACGUCAACGAUCCUCAGUUUAUUUCGUUCCAAGAUUUUCCUUCGAUAAAUCAUGGAGGGAAUAUUGGGCAAGCACAAUUAAAUAUUAAUGCUUCCACUCAUCAAGGUUUUAGUAACCUACCAAAUGACGCUACUGGAAUCGGCAUUAUCGAGGACUUUGAAGGAAUGCCCGAUAAAACUGAAGCUACAUCAGCACCCAACUUUUGGACCAUAGAAUAUUAUCAAAGAUUUUUCAAUGUCAAUACAAAGGAUGUAGGGGAAAGAAUUAAAAGGUCUAUGUUUCCUUGUAGAAGCGAUUACUUAUUGAUAUCGCAUAUCAGACCAAAUCCAGAUUUGUAUGGUCCAUUUUGGAUCUGUGUCACGCUGGUGCUUUCUAUAGCUGUAAGCGGAAAUGUAGCUACUUACUUGCAAACAACUACUUCAAAUAAAUAUCUUUGGAGGUCUGAGUUUCACACUGUACCCAGGGUUGCAACUUGCAUAUUUUUAUAUGCAUGGUUGCUUCCAUUCACAUUAUGGGGUGCACUGAAAUGGACCAAUAGUUCAAGCGAUACAGAAGAAGAAUUAAGCGAGUCACAUUCCACACCUAGCCUGUUGGAGCUAUUAUGUCUUUAUGGGUAUUCUUUAGCCAUCUAUGUUCCAAUAGCUUUUCUAUGGAUAAUACAAAUUGACUGGCUUCAGUGGAGUUUAGUUGUGAUAGCAACUGUAUUAUCUGGUGGAGUAUUAUUAAGAUCUUUGUUACCUAUAAUAAAAGGGAGGUACAGAUUAAUAUAUAUCGCCAUAAUUCUUGGAAUGCACCUCUUAAUAGCAGGGUUUAUGCUAUAUCUGUUUCAUGUGCCGACAAAUAAAGAUACUGUUAAACCAGAGAACUUGGUGACAGUGACUAUGAAAGCCAAGACUGUUGAGACUGGAACUACUGUACGUGGUAUCUGAUUUAUAUGACACUUUAUAUGGUACAUGGUAUUUAAGAGAAUCGAGUAGUACGAAUCGCACAUGUCCGCUGAUUAAUUCCGUCUUCGUGCAAAUAGAAGUAGCAUUUAUACCAUACCUGUGAACGAAAAAAGAAAAAUAAAUAAUAACUGAAAUUUGUGGAAACUUGA